UUUUAACUCGAACCAUGUCAAUGAUGGAUUCGAUAAUACACUAUUCAUCGCAGUCGAGUGUCGAUCCGUCCAUUGGUCUACCAUUCGUGCCCAAAAACUCCAUAUCACAUCCCAUAAAUAUAAGCUGGAUAAUACCAAUCGAAUAUAUGGCCUUUCUAUCUAGUUCAGGCCUACCCGACAGAAUAGAUUUGUACGAUUUAACGAUUUCACAACCCUCUCUUCACCUGCUUGAACUGCAGCAAAUCCGACAACCGAUUGGAGCCCCGAAAGCCUUCGGGAACCUCGCACUGUCAUCGUGUCCCGGUAAAAAGGUUCGACUAAAUGGACCUGUUCGUGGUAGAGCCGCUAUCAAUCGAGAUCUAGACUUGGAUUUUGCCAGGCUGAAUCGCCAGUUCGGCAUUACCACAAUUGUUUGCUGUUUGAAUGAUGCAGAACUAAGUUUCCUCGGGGCGCCAUGGCCCCGCUACUAUGAAAUGGCCACGAAAAAUAAUAUCGAAAUUCUUCGCCUUCCAAUGAUGGAAGGCAGCUGCCCACAUACCAUUGAGGAGAUAGACAUCGUCAUCGAUCUGGUUUCAGAAAAGAUGAGUAGAGGUGAAAAUGUGCUGACCCAUUGUCGCGGUGGCGUUGGUAGAGCCGGUCUGUUCGCCUGUUGCUGGCUGUUAAAAAGUCGAUUUUGUCAUACUUCUGAACGAGCUAUCCGAUAUGUGCGAAUGCGGCGUAGCCCGAAAUCCAUUGAAACAAUGCGUCAAGCGGAAUUCAUCAUCCACUAUGCUCGAUAUAUCAAUAAGCUUAUCGAACAUCCUUGUAUACGAGUAAUGAACCACCACUCAUGCACAGGUCUCAUACUACUCCCGCUAUAUUGACGAGAGGACAUUCCAUUGGUCUCAGUCGCAUGGAUUCUAACGAAGAAAUUUUACAACCAAUCUAUUUGUAGGAAUUCAUGACGUAAUGGCACAAUUUUAACUGUAUAGUAAAAAUGUUCUUUUUUCAAAAGAAAAAAAAAUCGAUCGUUCUAAGUAGUUCUUUUUGUGGUUUUCUUUUUUGUAAAAAGCUUAAAAAAAUCCAAUUUGUGUAAAAUUAAAGAAAUCGUUUGUGAUAUUUUCA
Molecule: messenger RNA, 1104 nt
Organism: Umbelopsis ramanniana AG
Lineage: Eukaryota; Fungi; Mucoromycota; Umbelopsidomycetes; Umbelopsidales; Umbelopsidaceae
Exons: 5
Coding region: 15-863 (282 amino acids)
Biological process (GO): protein dephosphorylation
Cellular component (GO): nucleus
Molecular function (GO): protein tyrosine/serine/threonine phosphatase activity
Source: RefSeq, a predicted model, not a curated record